CUACAGAGCAAGAGUCAUUCAUUCAUCAGCUGACCAGGUAGCUGUGAUCAUGGCAUCUACAGAAGCAUCCUCCCGUUUGCCCAGAUUGGCUUCUCCCACUCCAGUCGGAUCAACAUUGAAAUCAUUAGGUCUACCUCCUCAAAACACGACGACCGUCUCCACGCAAUUGACUGACACCGAAGAGCUCAAUCAUAAGCGUAAAGCGACCUCGUCCCCAAAACCUAUGAUGAGCAGGAAAGCAUCGUCUUCAUCACUCGUCUCAUCGACUCUUGGCGCUCCUAAUGGUGGUCCCCGAAAACCAUCGGGCGGAUUCGUACCUACGAGUCGGAAAGCAACAGCUGGAUCCAGCAUGCCACCGCCAGCAGCGACUACCAUACGAUCUGUAUCAUCAUCCUCCAAGCCAGCUUUGCCCAUGGCGCGAAAAGCAUCCACGUCAGAUCUGAAAAGCUCCACACGAUCAGUAUCUGGAAGUCGACCUGGCGUCCCAGGAGCAAGGACUACCAGAUCAAACUCUGUCAGCGAAUCUGCCGGUAUCAGGCGGCCUGCUGUGGCUACAGUCUCGGGCGCAGGAUCGAGAGCCGGCACGACAGCAUUGCCGGGAAGAAGGGGUGUUUUGUCGGCAUCUACGACAACCAACAUACAGUCGAAGGGUGGAGCGGAAGUGCGACUUGAGAACAUGGAAAAGAUGCUCAAAGCCAUGUUUGAAAAAGAGCAAGCGAACAUCGAGACGCAAGCCGUCUCCAAAGCCGAUUUUCAGAACCUUCUCAAAUCGAUUCAUGAUCCCGAACGUGAAGCUCGCAGAGAGCUCUCAAAUGCUUCAGAGGAGAUUGCGAUUCUUCAGAAUAAGCACGCGAAAGAGAUCGAGGAAAUUGAUGCGCAACUGCGGAAGAGAGAGCGAGACAACAGAAAUCUCGAAGAGGAGAUUCAAGAGGUUCGACAAAAGUUGUCUGAUGAGAGGGAAGCAGUGAGAAGUAUGAAACGCACACUUGCCGAGCAGUCAACCCAACACAUGACCUUGAACGCCCAGUUGGCCGCGUCGCAAGCUCAGCAAACGGCUUUACAGGCGGAAAUUGAACGAGCUACCUUUAUGAUCUCCUCGCUAAAGGCCGAAGUCGACAUCAGCCAGCAAAAGGUCCUCGAGUCGGAGGAACGCGCUGCAAGUAGAGAACGCGCUGCGGAAGAGAGGGCGAACGAGAGGAUCGCGGAUAUCGAGACGGAACUCAGAGAAGCAGAGACCAUACGUCGAAAACUGCACAAUCAAGUGCAAGAGCUCAAGGGAAACAUUAGAGUGUUUGCCAGAGUGAGACCAGCUCUUCCACACGAGGCUACGCGCGACGAUCUCGCAACUCUCACCUUCUCAGACGAAAAGCUCGACAAGGAGAUGGGUUGCUCCCAGUUGAGCGUAAUCAAUCGCGGCGAAUCUGCCACUGGAAAGGAGCGAGAGCAGGUCAACGACUUUACCUUCGAUAAAGUCUUCCAGCCCUCAGCUGGGCAACAAGAAGUCUUUGAGGAGAUUUCUACCUUUGCCCAGAGCGUUCUGGAUGGGUACAAUGUUUGCAUCUUCGCCUACGGACAGACUGGGUCCGGUAAGAGUUGGACCAUGGAAGGAGGCCUGGAUGAGGCGAACGUGGGAAUGAUCCCUCGAGCCAUUGAAAUGAUUUUCAGAGUCUCUGGUCAGCUUAAGGAUAGAGGUUGGAAAUAUCACAUGGAGGGACAAUAUCUGGAAGUGUACAACGAGGUCAUCAACGACUUGCUUGGAACUGGCCAGUUCGAUACCAAGAAGCAUGAGAUCAAGCUCGACAAAGAUGGCAAGAUGAGCGUCAGCGAUGUUGUCAGCGUGCCACUGAGCAAUGCACGGCAAGUCGCUACGCUGCUUGAGCGCGCCAGAUCCCGCCGUGCCGUUGCUGCUACGUUGAUGAACGAACGAUCAUCUCGUUCACACUCGGUCUUUACCCUCAAAGUUCGUGGAGUCAACCCUAGCACAAGCGAGCAAUGCGAAGCAAUGCUGAAUCUUGUCGAUCUGGCUGGAAGUGAACGACUUGCGAGCUCUGGUGCUGGCGAGAACAAAGACCGUCUGAAAGAAACUAUCAACAUCAACAAGUCUUUGUCCGCGCUUGCGGAUGUCAUUGGUGCCCUCGGACAAGGUCAACAAGGAGGUCAUGUGCCUUACCGCAAUUCGACUUUGACGCGAUUACUUCAAACGAGCUUGUCGGGCUCGAGCAAGACGCUCAUGAUGUGCAACAUCUCACCACUGCAAGCUCACGUUGGAGAAACGCUCUGCAGUUUGAGAUUCGCCACAAAGGUCAACAGCACUGUGGUUGGCAAGGUACAAAAGCAGAUCCUCAAGGGAUAAUGAGACGUAGAUAAGCUUGUGUACAAUAUACUAGGAGGGACAUUCUUGCUCGUACUGCUUCUUUCCUCGUCGGGGAUCGGCAAGGGUCCUAUCAGCGUG
Molecule: messenger RNA, 2452 nt
Organism: Kockovaella imperatae
Lineage: Eukaryota; Fungi; Basidiomycota; Tremellomycetes; Tremellales; Cuniculitremaceae
Product: P-loop containing nucleoside triphosphate hydrolase protein
Exons: 13
Coding region: 50-2353 (767 amino acids)
Biological process (GO): microtubule-based movement
Molecular function (GO): microtubule motor activity; ATP binding; microtubule binding
Source: RefSeq, a predicted model, not a curated record